This is a messenger RNA of Metarhizium album ARSEF 1941, 1506 nucleotides long. Its product is annotated as mitochondrial import receptor subunit TOM40. Gene Ontology annotation, molecular function: transmembrane protein transporter activity. Lineage: Eukaryota; Fungi; Ascomycota; Sordariomycetes; Hypocreales; Clavicipitaceae. Gene Ontology annotation, biological process: protein import into mitochondrial matrix. The record is from RefSeq and is a predicted model, not a curated record. Bases 1 to 1506 code for a protein of 501 amino acids. The transcript has 3 exons. Gene Ontology annotation, cellular component: mitochondrial outer membrane; mitochondrial outer membrane translocase complex.
AUGCGGCACGGAACAUCAAGGCCCCGCCCUCCGCCGCUUCCAGGACGGCGACGACAUGCAGGGAUCAUUGCUGUGGCGCGGGCGGAUCCAGCACCCAGCACCCGCCACCCUGACUGCACCCCAGCACCGGCCCAGCUCUGCCCAAAGUCAUCCGGGGCUGGUGAAAAUUAUUCUCCAGCUUUCGACCCUCGACGUUCGGCCUCGUUUCUUUCCCUCAACGCCAGCGAAGCUCGUCGUCACGUUGCCUGGCGACAUCCCCCCCCGCGAGACAAUCUGCCGUCCGAGAGGUCCGUCCGUCGCCCUGAAAAUUGCUCUGUCCCUCAGGGAAGUCGGAUCCCCGGCUGCCUCUUCGUCUCUUCCUCCGCCGCCGCCUCUCCUUUUUCCCCCUGGCCCUACUCUCUCACCGACGUCGACGUCGACUCGAGCCACAACCGCGUCACGAUGGCGGCUCCAAUAGAAUCGAUUCGCUCCCUCCUCCUGGGCAACCCCGUCGCCGCUGCCAUUGGCGAUGCCCUCAACGCCUUUUCCGACCGCAGAGCAAAGCUCGGCCUGUCCAAUCCCGGCAACAUGGAGAACUUGUCCAAGGAGGUCCAGCGCGAUGUUAUGCUCAACAACUACAUGUUCACCGGCAUCCGCGCCGACUUGACCAAGAUCUUCAGCAUGGCGCCUCUCUUCCAGGUUUCACACCAGUUCGCCAUGGGAGAGCGCAUCAACCCCUACACAUUCGCCGCCAUGUACGGAACUGGCAAGGUGUUUUGCCAAGGCAACCUAGAUAAUGAGGGCUCUCUAUCCGGACGAUUCAACUUCCGAUGGACCGACAAGCUCGUGUCCAAGUCGCAGCUUUCCAUCUCUCCCGGUGGCCAGGACAUGGCUCAGUUCGAGCACGAAUACAACGGCAACGACUUCAGCGCAUCCCUCAAGAUGCUCAACCCCUCAUUUCUCGAGGGCGGCAUGACGGGAAUCUACAUCGGAAGCUACUUGCAGUCCAUCACCCCCCGGCUCGCUCUCGGCAUGGAAACCCUGUGGCAGCGACCCGCCCUGACCCAGGGACCCGAAUGCGCCGUGUCUUACUGUGCCCGAUACAAGGCUGACGACUGGAUUGCCACUGCUCAAUUGCAAACCGCCAUGGGAACCCUCAACACCUCAUACUGGCGAAGGCUUUCCGACAAGGUCCAGGCCGGUGUGGACCUGAGCCUCGGCCUCGUCCCCAGCCCCGGCGGCCUGCUGGGCGGUGGUCUGCAAAAGGAGGGCGUCACCACCAUUGGCGCCAAGUACGACUUCCGCAUGUCCACUUUCCGCGCCCAGGUCGACUCCAAAGGCAAGCUGAGCUGCUUGCUGGAGAAGCGUGUUGCGCCCCCCGUUAUGAUGACCUUUGCCGCCGACAUUGACCACUUCACGCAACAAGCCAAGAUCGGCCUGGGUGUCUCCAUCGAGGCCGCUCCCGAGGAGCUCCAAGACCAGCAGGAAGCCCUCGGCGCCCAGACCGCUCCCAACAUCCCCUUCUAA